Molecule: messenger RNA, 643 nt
Organism: Morus notabilis
Lineage: Eukaryota; Viridiplantae; Streptophyta; Magnoliopsida; Rosales; Moraceae
Product: ethylene-responsive transcription factor ERF098
Exons: 1
Coding region: 77-607 (176 amino acids)
Biological process (GO): regulation of DNA-templated transcription; ethylene-activated signaling pathway
Molecular function (GO): DNA binding; DNA-binding transcription factor activity
Source: RefSeq, a predicted model, not a curated record
ACAAAAAAAUAAAAAAUAAAAAAAGUACCAAUUAACCAUCAAUAAAAGUUUACGUCGUUUUUUUCUACUCAAUUACAUGGACAACCCUAACAGAAGGAAUCAUCAUCAAGACCAACAAGAGAAGGACAACGAAGGCCGAGCGGGCAGCAGAGAAGAGGCCGUGAGAUAUCGGGGCGUCCGGAGGCGGCCGUGGGGAAAGUUUGCGGCGGAGAUAAGAGACCCUUCGCGGCAAGGAGCUCGGCUAUGGCUUGGCACGUUUGACACUGCCGAGGAAGCUGCCAGGGCCUAUGAUAGGGCAGCGUUUAACUUUCGAGGUCAUCUUGCUAUACUUAACUUCCCUAAUGAGUACUAUUCUAGGGUCAUGGGUUCUCCCCCUUAUCCUCCUCACAUAUCAUUUUCUGGUUCUGCUUCUGCUUCUACUUUUGCGCCUUCUAGUUCUGGUUCUGCCGCUUCUUCUGUUGGCCGCUUGCAGAGGGGCUUCGAGAGGGGAGAUUCGUCGAGAUCGUCGCCGCCGGUGGCCGCUCCACAGGAGGUUUUUGAGAUUGAGUACUUGGAUGACAAAGUUUUGGAGGAGCUUCUUGAUUCGGAAAAGGAGAAGAAAAAAUGAUAUCUGAAACCUUUAUUUUCCAUCAGUUUCUUCUUA